AUGGGCUAUUUUAUGGGCCUAAAGACUAUAAGGCCUCUCUUAUCCGAAGAUCAACAAAUCCUCUGUUUUCCUUUUUCUGUCCUCUCCACCAUGACUCUUGAGAGCAGGGGAGUGAUUCCUAUACCUUUCACUGACUCUAUCUUCUCUACGGCUUUCUCUUCUCCUUGAAUCAUCAUCAUCAUCAACUGUUGCCUCUAAAUUUGCCACCCGGCUGGAAGAAAGUUGCCAAGUAAAAUUGUACAUGAUACAAAAGGAAAGGGAUGCAAGACAAAUAAAGAGGUUGCAAAGGACAACGGUUCUGGUCUUGUCGGAACGAUAGGUUUAGUUAGUUAGUAAUUAACAGGAAUUUAAAUUAACCAGAUUACUCCUGAUUAAUUUUUGCGGGCCUUUAAUUAAUGGGCCCUAUAAGGAGCGUUAAGUUAUAUUAUAUGCGUUCUUUUAACGUCAGAGGUUAGUGGGCCAUUUUACAAUUACCUUACUCGAGAGGUUUUGUUUUUGUUUGUCAAUAAUCCUUCUUUCUGUAUCUGCUCCGAUGAUCUUAACUCCAGAAGCUGACUGUUAAUAGGAAGAAACGCUUUGAUGAGUGAGUUCACAUACCUGUGAUUUAUGUACAAAAUCGCUAUAGAGAGCAAUCUGCAGCAUCUUAAAAUGGACGGUAGAAAAGUUUUUUUUUCUACUGUAAAAAAGUUUGUCUAGCCUAGAUUCUAUGUAGCUGAGUUGGUUUUUUGAAACGUGUAGAAAUUUGUGUAGAAAAAUAGGGUUUUCUUGUUGUCAAAUACUCUGUAUUUUCUUUAAACAUGAUCCUAAUCAGUGUGGAUGUUGUUGUAAAGAUUAGUAAUGCAAUGUGGUCGUCUGUUUAUAAUUACUAUAGAUAAAGAGCUGAAAUAAAAUGAAAUUAAAUUGUGUAACCAAAAGAAGAAACUACAGAGCCUUUCAUCUUUUUGUAACAGAGCGAGACUCAGUUACUAAAAUAAGCAAAAAUACUUUUUCCUUUUGCGUGUGUACAGAGUCUUAAUAAUGUUUUCCUCUACACUAACAGAAAUAGAAAGGUCAUUUAGGGCUCUCUUGAAACGUUGUCUUCAUGAGAGAAGGAGUUGUCUUCAUGAGAUGGCUAGAAACAGAGCAUUAGGUAGGCUUCAAGAGGACAUGAACAAGACAAGCUUCUUCAAGAUUCUUGCAGAUGAAGAUCUUUCCUCUGAAUCCAUGAGGUUGAUUCCAAACGAUUUCUGGACAAGAAGUGAAUGCAAGAAUCUCCCACCUAAGGUGACCUUGAAGGUGGCUUGGGGAAGUUCUUGGACAGUGAAUCUCUCAACAUUCAUGGGAUUUUACCUCAUGGAGAGAAAGGGAUGGAAGAAGUUUCUAAGCGACAAUCAUUUAGGAGACGACGAGUUCCUGACAUUCACAAACCAAGGAAACAAUUGCAUAACCGUUGACAUCUACCAGAAGAACUGUAUAGAGAUUCUCAAGCCACUAAACACUUCUUCCUCCAAUGCCAAGAAUGAAAAGAUGAGCUGUGUUGAUCCUGUAAUAGCUGAAUCUAAGAUGAAGAAGAAAGUGGUUAGUAAUGUCAAUAGAGCUUCAUCUUCUUCUUCCUCUGCUCCAACAUUCAGUCUCACCAUCAAGAAAUCACAUCUCACAUUGUUGAUCAUACCGUUAGACUUUGCAAAUGAGCACAUGCCAAAGGGGAGGGCUAAGUUUGUCAUACAUGAUCCCAAGGGAAAGCCAUGGGAUGUGACCUACGUUCCAAGUAACGCAUCAAAGUUGUUUUCCAGCGGAUGGAGGAUUCUAGCAAAGGGCUACGGUUUAGCUGUUGGAGAUUUGUGCACUUUCAGACUUGUUAAACCAAAAGAGAUGGUUCUUGAAGUCUUACAUGCUUCUCCAUGAAGUGGUGUUUGGUAAUAGCUCAUAAGAGCCAAAGACUUGUUGUAGUUUUAGAUCUUUAAGGUUAAUGAAACUUGAUGCUUUCUUUAUCAAAAA
Raphanus sativus (radish) is the source of this 1977-nucleotide messenger RNA. RefSeq names its product B3 domain-containing protein At5g18090-like. The record is from RefSeq and is a predicted model, not a curated record. Lineage: Eukaryota; Viridiplantae; Streptophyta; Magnoliopsida; Brassicales; Brassicaceae. The transcript has 4 exons. Bases 1018 to 1884 code for a protein of 288 amino acids. Gene Ontology annotation, molecular function: DNA binding.